CAGGUCUUUUGAACUCCAGCUGAGGGCCUGCUGGCUCCUGGGAAACUCCUAGGCAGCAGAGGCCCAUGGCUACUUCCUCCUGAGUGCCGUUCAGUGACCUGUGUCCAGGCUCUGAAGGGCUCCAAGAAACUGGUGCUGUCUGUGUACUCAGCAGGGCGCAUCCCUGGGGGCUACGUCACCAACCACAUCUACACCUGGGUGGACCCGCAGGGCCGCAGCAUCUCCCCACCCUCGGGCCUGCCCCAGCCCCACGGCGGUGCCCUGAGGCAGCAGGAGGGUGACCGGAGGAGCACCCUGCACCUCCUGCAAGGAGGGGAUGAGAAAAAGGUGAACCUGGUGCUGGGGGAUGGCCGGUCCCUGGGCCUCACGAUCCGUGGGGGAGCUGAGUACGGCCUUGGCAUUUACAUCACUGGCGUGGACCCAGGCUCUGAAGCAGAAGGCAGCGGGCUCAAGGUUGGGGACCAGAUUCUGGAAGUGAAUGGGCGGAGCUUUCUCAACAUCCUACACGACGAGGCGGUCAGGCUGCUUAAGUCAUCUCGGCACCUCAUCCUGACAGUGAAGGACGUCGGGAGGCUGCCCCACGCCCGCACCACUGUGGACGAGACCAAGUGGAUCGCCAGUUCCCGGAUCGGGGAGACCAUGGCAAACUCGGCAGGGUUUCUUGGCGAUCUCACAACAGAAGGAAUAAACAAGCCAGGAUUUUACAAGGGCCCAGCCGGCUCCCAGGUGACCCUGAGCAGCCUGGGGAACCAGACACGCGUGCUGCUGGAGGAGCAGGCUCGGCACCUGCUGAACGAGCAGGAGCGCGCCACCAUGGCCUACUACCUGGAUGAGUACCGUGGCGGCAGCGUCUCCGUGGAGGCCCUCGUCAUGGCCCUGUUCGAGCUGCUCAACACCCAUGCCAAGUUCUCACUCCUCUCUGAGGUGAGAGGCACCAUUUCCCCGCAAGACCUAGAACGCUUCGACCACCUGGUGCUGAGGCGUGAGAUUGAGUCCAUGAAGGCGCGGCAGCCCCCAGGCCCUGGGGCUGGGGACACCUACUCCAUGGUCUCCUACAGUGACACGGGUUCAUCCACAGGCAGCCACGGCACCUCCACCACCGUCAGCUCGGCCAGGAACACUCUGGACCUGGAGGAAACCGGCGAGGCUGUCCAGGGCAGUGUCAAUGCCCUCCCAGACGUGUCCGUGGAUGAUGUCAGAUCCACCUCCGAGGGGCUGUCAAGCUUCAAGCCACUGCCUCCCCCACCAUCUCUGGCCCAAGGCAACGACCGCCCACUAGGCCAGCCGGGGAAGCUGGGGAGAGAGGACUUCCAGCUGCCUUCCUCCACGCCUUCCUGCUCUGGCACUGUCUUCUCGGCUCCACAGAACCGUAGCCCGCCGGCGGGCACCGCACUCACCCCAGGGACCUCCUCUGCCCAGGACUCGCCCUCCUCCCCCGUCUAUGCCUCCGUUUCCCCUGCCAACCCCAGCUCCAAGAGGCUGCUGGAUGCCCAUCUGGCCCUGGUCAACCAACACCCCAUCGGCCCCUUCCCGCGGGUCCAGUCACCCCCGCACCUGAAAAGCCCCUCUGCAGAGGCCACAGUGGCUGGGGACUGCCUUCCACCGCCAUCGCCCUCUGGCCACCCGGACCAGACAGGCACAAACCAGCACUUUGUCAUGGUGGAGGUCCACCGCCCCGACAGCGAGCCAGACGUCAAUGAAGUGAGGGCACUGCCGCAGACGCGCACAGCCUCUACGCUCUCCCAGCUUUCAGACAGCGGGCAGACUCUAAGCGAGGACAGUGGUGUGGAUGCUGGCGAGGCAGAGGCCAGUGCCCCAGGCCGAGGCAGGCAGUCGGCGUCCACCAAGAGCAGGAGUAGCAGGGAGCUGCCUCGGAACGAGAGGCCCACAGACGGGGCCAACAAACCGCCUGGACUCCUGGAGCCCACGUCCACUCUGGUCCGUGUGAAGAAAAGUGCGGCCACCCUGGGCAUUGCCAUCGAGGGUGGCGCCAACACCCGCCAGCCCCUGCCUAGGAUUGUCACUAUUCAGAGAGGCGGCUCAGCUCACAACUGUGGGCAGCUCAAGGUGGGCCACGUGAUCCUGGAAGUGAAUGGGCUGACGCUUCGGGGCAAGGAGCACCGGGAGGCCGCCCGCAUUAUCGCCGAGGCCUUCAAGACCAAGGACCGUGACUACAUCGACUUUCUGGUCACUGAGUUCAAUGUGAUGCUCUAGAGGCCAAGGCCUGAGGGCCUCCCACCACUACCCAGCCCCUGGUUCCAGUCCCUUCCCACCGUUGGCUUCAUCAAGCUCCUUGCGGGGUUGGGGCUGCAUGGCCAGGGUAGCAGGAAGACAUCCCCCCUCCAUCCCAGCCCACUGGACCAGAACUGGGAGAGGAAGAGAGCAGGGCAAGGCAAAUAGAAGGUCAGGUCAGGAACUGGUGCUGUACUGGGUACACAGUAGGCGCCCAAGACAAGUGGGUUGCAAGACAGGAAGAAAGGAAAAGGAAGGGCAGAGCGCUGGUUUCUCCAGGUUGGGUUGGGGGCACUACUGUCCCCCCUCCAGUUAGGACCCAGCCCAUCCCCAGAUGCCUGAGCCUUUGUCCAAAGUGAAGUCACUUGAGAGUUCGUGGACACGGCCCCCAACCAGGGGGAAUCUUGCAGGACCUUUAGUGCCACAAAUAAGCAUCGAGCACCUCCCCAUUCACACCCCCAUUCCUCCUGGCUCCUUAUCCCCCGUGGUAUUUAUUAUUUAUUUCCCUCCCCAUGCCCCUGGGGACCCCAAGGCCCCAGCUUCCCUCUGCACCCCCAGCCUAUCCCAGAGGCCUUGCAGGUGACCAGCAGUGUCAUUGUAUUUAUAUACAGAGCUUAUGACUUUAAUUUUUCAAUAAAGAAAUCUGAACAAGGUUA
Molecule: messenger RNA, 2888 nt
Organism: Mandrillus leucophaeus (drill)
Lineage: Eukaryota; Metazoa; Chordata; Mammalia; Primates; Cercopithecidae
Gene: WHRN
Product: deafness, autosomal recessive 31
Exons: 12
Coding region: 640-2214 (524 amino acids)
Biological process (GO): auditory receptor cell stereocilium organization; sensory perception of sound
Cellular component (GO): photoreceptor inner segment; cilium; stereocilium tip
Molecular function (GO): protein binding
Source: RefSeq, a predicted model, not a curated record